Danio aesculapii is the source of this 7785-nucleotide messenger RNA. It is a transcript of the gene plxnb3, whose product is annotated as plexin B3. Gene Ontology annotation, biological process: regulation of GTPase activity; regulation of cell shape; semaphorin-plexin signaling pathway involved in axon guidance. Bases 172 to 5832 code for a protein of 1886 amino acids. Gene Ontology annotation, molecular function: protein binding; semaphorin receptor activity. NCBI's taxonomy places the organism in Eukaryota, Metazoa, Chordata, Actinopteri, Cypriniformes, Danionidae. The transcript has 35 exons. Gene Ontology annotation, cellular component: semaphorin receptor complex. The record is from RefSeq and is a predicted model, not a curated record.
UCCGAUGCUCCAGGAAUAACAGCGCAGAUCAGAGCCGGAGCGCGAGUCGCGGGCGGACCGGACUUUUCCAUGUUUGACACACAUAAACCGAACCCAGACUGCGUUCAAGUGUUUCUGCAGCAGGUAGACUGAGGAAACCAGCUGAACUGCGUAAGCAGGUGAGGGGGUGCCAUGCCAGCUGCUGCUCCCCUGUUGCUGCUCCUCGCCAUCGUGUGGUGGCCUCUGGUAUUGCCUCUGGCCCUCUGUCAUCUUCAGAGUCCCCCAGCAUUCAUCUCCCUCAAUGGCUCCCGGCUCAACCACCUCCUGCUGGACAGCCACUCAGGGCAUGUCUACAUUGGGGCGGUAAAUGUCCUCUACCACCUUUCCCCAGACUUACAGCUGCUCUCCUUGGGCAAAACAGGCCCUAAAUUGGACAGCCCGGACUGCUUGCCUCCCAUUGAUCCCAAUGAUUGCACUCAGGCAGCAACCACAGAUAACACCAAUAAGCUUCUGUUGCUGGAGGAGGUCAAAGGAGGGAACUCGUCCAGCUUGAUUGUGUGCGGGACAGUCCUGCAGGGCAUCUGUGAGAAGAGAAGCUUGCAGAAUGUCUCUCAGGUGCUGUAUAAGACAGACAACCCUGUGGACACACAGUACGUGGCAGCGAAUGACCCAAGAGUGUCCACAGUUGGUGUUGUGGUGGAGCAGAAAGGAGUUCCUCUUAUGCUCGUCGGGCGGGGCUACACCAGUAAAGGACCUGGUGGGAUCCCACCAAUCACAAUGCGACGUUUGACCCCAGUUGAGCGAAAUUCUGCGCCAGCGUUCUCCCAUGAAGAACUUGGUAAGCUGGUGGUCGGAAGCUACUCUGAAUACAACAACCACUUUGUGAACGCGUUCCACCACAACAGCUACGUCUACUUUGUGUUCUCUCGACGCGAUGUAUGGGGCAGACGAGAGUACCGAACAUAUGUGUCCAGACUCUGUGCUGGAGACCCCUUUUUCUACUCUUAUGUAGAGGUGCCGCUUUCUUGCAAUGGAAGAUAUAAUCUGGCUCAGGCGGCCGUGCUUGGCUUUCACCGGGAGCAACCUGCGCUGUUUGUGGCUAUGGCCAUGGGACAAGCAUCAACUCCUACACCCACAGACAAGUCGGCUCUUUGUGUGUACACGGUGGAGGAGCUGGACAAAGCUCUGCAUGGUGCCCAGCUACUGUGUUACACACAGGAAGGCAAAGAUGUCAGUAACAAGGAGAAGGCGUACAUCGAGUAUGAAGUGUCUUCCAGAUGUCUGAAUCUUCCACAGGACUCUCUGACCGAGUACCCAUGUGGAGGUGAACACACACCCAGCCCAAUCGCCAGCGCCAUUCCUCUCCAUGCCACACCUGCGUUCACCUGGACUCCUCCCAUCACUGCCGUCACCACUGUAACCGAGGUCGGCCACACCAUAGUCCUGCUAGGAGACAAAAGCGGAAGACUGCACAAGGUGUUUCUGCAUGCAAAUGGUACCGGGACAAAAUACGACACAGUGGAGGUGGAUCCAGAGAGUCCCAUUAACGCUGAUCUACUGUUGGACACCACCAAACAGAGUGUCUACGUGUUGACUGAAAGAAAGGUUACGAAGCUCCAUGUGGCUCAGUGUGAGAAGCAUUUAGACUGCCACUCCUGCCUGUCGAAUAGAGAUCCCUACUGCGGCUGGUGUUCGCUGGAGGGCAGAUGCACGCGGAAAAUGGAUUGCGCACGGCACGCUCAGCCUCACCACUGGAUCUGGAGCUACAGCCACGAGCGCCAGUGUGUGUCCAUCCAGAGUCUAGAACCCUCCAUCCAGAGCAGAGAAGAGCAGACAGAGGUCUCUUUCACAGUUCUACAGUUGCCAGUCUUGUCAAAGGAUGAGUCUCUAUCUUGUGCUUUUGGGAGUUUGGCUGCUCAGCCUGCGGUUGUCUUGGAGAACAGAAUCACAUGUCAAUCACCGGCGCCGGAGCUGCUCCCGCCGAGUCCGCCAGGCAACGAUCAUGUAUCUGUUCAAAUGGCACUGAAGUUCGGAGACGUUACCAUCUCGCAUACCAAUAUCACCUUUUAUGACUGUAAAGCAGUUGGACGGCUCAACGCUACCUCACCAUGCAUGGCGUGUGUGAGCAGCGUGUGGCCGUGUCACUGGUGUGUGAAGGAUGAGCUCUGCACUCAUCGUAAAAGCUGCCCUCGUCAACACGUCAUCUAUAAUAGCAGGGAGCAGUCGACGCCCCGCGGGCCUGACUCUUGCCCCUGUGUCUGGGCCCUUCAGAGCUCUCCUCUGGUUCCUGUGGGCUUUGACACCGAACUCUCACUGCAGGGCAAAAACCUGGACAUAUUCGAGGAUGAGGAAGAUUACGCCUGCAUGUUGAUCAUCGAGGGCCAGGAGCUGCGUUUGCCGGCCACAUUGGAAAUCGGCAAAGAAACGGGGACGCAUGUGUUCAAGUGCGAGGCUCAUCAGUUUCAGUACUCAGGAAAGCAUUUCGAAUAUUCCGCUCCUGUGUACCUGCAAUGGGGGACGCAGCGUAUAGAUUCAGCACCACAUCUCCGCUUGCAGCUGUAUGACUGCUCAGUGGGUCAGUCUGACUGCAGUCAGUGUCGCGCGGUUGCAGCCAGUUACGGGUGUGUGUGGUGUGCUGAUGAAACCCCCGGUUGUGUGUAUAACCAGUCCUGCACCAGUGGAGCCAUGGACACCUGUCCUCCACCUCUAAUCACAGAGGUCGAGCCACUCACCGGGCCGCUGGAGGGCGGCAUACUGCUGACGAUCCAGGGUUCAAACCUGGGACAGAGCUUUAAGGACAUCCAAGCAGGCGUGACUGUGGCAGGAGUGACCUGUAAACCUCUAUCUGAAGCCUAUCGCAUUUCCACCAGGAUAGUAUGUGAGCUCCAGGCCAGUGUAAAUGCCACAGCCGGGCCGGUCAUCAUCACUGUCAGAGGAUCAGAGAAAGGAGAGUCCCAGCAAACCUUCUCAUAUCAGAACCCACAGCUGAGCAGGAUUGUCCCAGAAAAAGGGCCCUUGGCCGGUGGUACGUUGCUCACGGUGUAUGGGUCACAGCUCCUGACAGGCCAAAACCUUCAACAAAGGAGUGACCAAAUCACUGGCCUGCAGGCCUUCCUGGGUUCACAACCCUGUCGCAUUAAGGAAGUGAGUGACACAAGGAUGAUAUGUCACACCAGUCACGCAAACCAAACUGGAAAAGUGCCGCUCAGGGUUGUGUUCGGAAAAGCAGAGAGAGUUUUGAAUAAUGUCCUUUUCAGCUAUAUGGAGGAUCCGCUCAUUACUGACGCAGAACCUACGGAGAGUUUUUACGGGGGUGGCCGUGUUAUAUUUGUGACUGGCCAAAACCUAAAUGUGGUUCAGCAGCCGAAGAUGUGGGUUUCUUUUGAGCCCCGAGACCGUUUUGAAGCCAGAAGACGUCGAUACACCCAUGUUUCUGUCAGGAAUCCCUUGGUUACGAGCCAGAGUUGCACUAAUGUAACCUCAGAGCAGAUGAUUUGCAAGAGCCCGGAGGUGACGCCCAACUCCAGGGUGAUUCGAGUGUGGUUUGAGAUGGACAAUGUGCACAUUGAUUUCAGCAGCAUCAAGAACAAGCCGUUCACGUACCAUCCAAAUCCAGACCUGUUCCCGCUCAACAGCGAGUCUCGAGGAACAGCCAUCAGAUUCAAGCCUGGAGGAGUGCUGGCUGUAGAGGGUAAAGGACUGAUGUUGGCUAUGAGUAAAGAGGAGGUUCAAGCCUGGCUGGGGAAUCAAGAGUGUGACGUCAAGACUCUGGACAACACACACCUGUACUGCGAACCACCUGACGUCCAGCCUCUCGCUCUGGAUGACAGUAACUUACCCACACUAAAGGUGUUAAUGGGCGGCCUGGCGUUUGACCUGGGCCCGGUGCAGUAUGACAGUGACCUGCACUCGCCGGUUCCUCUGGCGGCUCAGAUCGGCCUGGCAGCAGGAGCGGCUGUCGUCGUCCUCAUCGUGCUGGUCAUCAUCCUCAUGUACAGGAGAAAGAGUAAACAGGCGCUGAGAGACUAUAAGAAGGUUCUGGUGCAGCUGGAGACUCUGGAGAUUAAUGUCGGAGAUCAGUGUAGGAAAGAGUUCACUGACCUGAUGACGGAGAUGAUGGAUUUAAGCAGUGACGUCGGUGGUCCCGGGAUUCCCUUUCUGGAUUACCGCACAUACGCAGAGCGUGUUUUCUUCCCCGGCCAAAAGGGGGCACCGCUGAGCCAGAACCUGGAUUUACCCGACUCCCGCAGGCAGACGGUGGAGCAGGGCCUUUCUCAGCUCAACAACCUGCUCAACAACAGACUCUUCCUCAUACGGUUCAUCCACACUCUGGAGGCGCAGCAGAACUUCUCUCAAAGGGACAGGGGUUACGUGGCGUCGCUCCUCACUAUGGCUCUUCAUGAUAAGCUGGAAUAUUUCACUGAUGUGAUGAAGAAUCUGCUGGGAGAUCUGGUGCAGCAGUACGUGGCUAAGAACCCCAAACUCAUGCUGCGCAGGACGGAGACGGUUGUGGAGAAGAUGCUGACCAACUGGAUGUCCAUCUGUCUCUAUUCAUUUCUCAAGGAGGUUGCUGGAGAGCCUCUUUACAAGUUGUACAGGGCUAUUAAAUACCAGGUGGAUAAAGGGCCAGUGGAUGCAGUGACGGGUAAAGCCAAACGCACACUUAACGACAGCCACCUGCUCAGAGAAGACAUCGACUACUGCGCUGUGACUCUGACGGUGCUGGUGAAGAGCGGUGUGGAGGUUCAGCCCUGUCCUGUUAAAGUUUUGGACAUUGACACCAUCACUCAGGUCAAAGAUAAAAUCCUGGACCAGAUUUAUAAAGGAGCGGCGUUCUCCCAGAGACCAGCCGCAGACUCACUUGACCUCGAGUGGAGAUCGGGUCAGGCGGGUCACCUGACUUUGUCUGAUGAUGAUGUCACAGCCAUUGUUCAGGGCCGCUGGAGGCGAAUCAACACUUUACAGCACUACAAGGUACCUGAUGGGGCCACAGUGGCAUUAAUUCCUCGUUCCCAGAGUUCUCUUGGUGUAAAUCAGGUCUACCAGACUGGAGAGAAAACCCCUAUGCUUGAAGGAGAGGAGGAGGAAGGUCUUCGUUUGUGGCAUUUGGUAAAGCCUACCGAAGACCCCGAGAUCCCCAAACACAGAAAGAGCAGCAUGAGAGAGCGGGAGCGAGCAAAAGCCAUUCCUGAGAUCUACCUUACACGAUUGCUUUCAAUGAAGGGGACUCUGCAGAAGUUUGUGGAUGAUGUGUUUGUAGCCAUACUGAGUACGAAACGGCCUCCACCCAUCGCCGUCAGAUUCUUCUUUGACUUUCUGGACGAUAUGGCUGAGAAGCACGGCAUCGACGACCCGGAGACCGUUCACAUCUGGAAAACAAAUAGUUUACCCUUGCGUUUCUGGGUCAACAUCUUGAAGAAUCCUCAGUUCGUCUUUGACGUGCAGGUGACUGAUAGUGUGGACCCCGUCCUCUCCGUCAUCGCACAGACCUUCAUUGAUUCCUGCACUACAUCGGAGCACAAAGUGGGCCGGGAUUCUCCAGUGAAUAAGCUGUUGUACGCCAGAGAAAUCCCUCGAUACAAGCAGCUGGUGGAGAGGUACUACAGUGAUAUUCAUAACGCCGUGUCUGGCUGUUAUCAGGAGAUGAAUUCAAUGCUCACAGAGCUGUCAGGGAGCUUCGCAUCAGAGAUGAACAGUUUGGUGGCGUUACAUGAGCUCUACAAGUAUAUCAACAAAUACUAUGACCAGAUUAUCAUGUCUCUGGAAGAAGACGCAGCAGGUCAGAAAAUGCAGUUAGCAUAUCGCCUUCAACAGGUCGCCGCCCUGGUGGAGAAUAAAGUCACUGACCUUUAGGUUUUUGACCGAUCUUCACCAAACCUUUGUGUGCUUCCACAACUGUUCACAAAAAACUCUUCUUAACAAAAGGGAACAGGAAAUGAAGUAAUGCUCACUUUCUUCCGAUAAAUCCUUAAUGGGGAUUUUAUUGGAGAAGCGUCGCUCUGAACUACUCGCAGGAGUAUUGACUGAUGGAAAGUGUGUGUGUGUGUGUGCGUGUGAAAGGAUUUACCGGCUAUGUGAAGGUUACAGAAUUCAGAUUCUCUGACCUGAAUCUAUCAUAAUGACACUACUGAAGCAGCUCUCACAUAUUGUGACACGCUAAGACACAUUUUAUAGCAUUUUUACUUAUUUUCAUGUGAUCAAAACCACUAUAUGGAUGUAAAAAAAAAACACUUACAAUCAAGUCCGCACUAUGGACAAAUCCUACUUUUUUCCCCCCCUAAAGUACGUGGAGUAUUUUUUUUUUGUUCCAGAAAUGUGUUUCUCCUCCAUAAUUACAUCCCAGAUUUCAAAAAGGACUGACCUCGGCCGUGUCGUAUUAAUCUUUUAUAUACUAACAUUUCUACAUUAGUAUUGCGGAUCAAAACAAGUAUUAAGCCUUUACAGGGAGCGAAGAGUAAGUCGAUGCACACAAGUGCCAAAAGAAAGUUACAAGAGCACAAUAUUUUGUGUGCACAUUUUGUGUGUGUGUGUAGCUAUAGAUGUGCAUGCAAAUAAAAUACAAAACAUCAGUUUGCAGGGUUGUUAGGAACUCCAAUAUGUUGAAUUUCUCAUAUCGGGAUACAAACACAUGGUUUAUAGCACCAAAGUGUUGUUACAUUUAUUAAGCAUCAAUAUGCCAUCCCUCCUGAGAUUUCUCAUACCCAGUAAGCAUCUUUUGUGUUUAAAAGAAGUCUAAUAGAUGUCUGUUAGACAUAUAAACAAAGAUGCUUUGGCUAAAAGAAGGGUUGAUAGUUAAUAUCUAAUAGACUAUAAGAGUACACUCAAAAAAUGACAUUUGGUGUUUGUUCACACUACUUAUUUAAAAUGAGCUGAAACAAUACACUUUGAGUUUAUUUGGGACAACUUAAUUGUUUUAUGUUCAAUCCACUUAAAUUUGUAAAAAAAAAAAUAAUUUAACUUAAUUCAUUCAUGUUUUCUCAACUCAAAUCCUUUGUGUGGAACCCAGCAUUUUUUACAAUGUAGCCCAAAACUAGACAAGUCUGUCUCAUCUGAGUAUUUCAUGACUAGUCUAGAUUUGGGCUAUUCUUAGACGUCUAUUGGAUGCUUACAGACAGCCCAAAUUUAACAUUGUUUUAGCCAAGACAUUUAUGUUUACAACACUUAAUUGCUUGGUGGGUAGAUUCCUGAAAUAUAUCUGUUAUUUCUUUGUUAAAUCAACAUCAAUACAGUAAUCGCCAAUGUUGUAUGUUUAAUUCUCAUUCAAAUGUCAGUGCAUAAAAUCUUAAAGAAUAGUUCACCCAAAUAUGAACGUUUAUUGUUAAUUUACUCACCCUCAGGCCAUCUAAGAUGUACAUGAGACACAAGAUGUAGUUUUAUUUCUCGUUUAAAAUGAAAGGAGAUUGUCUUUUGUGAUUUCUGAAACGCAAGUGGAAGGCUACCUGGACUUUGAGAGGCAAAAAAAUCACAUCCAGGUUAAACCAAAUGAAUACCCAUGACUUCUGAUGAUACAUUGAGCUUGGAGAAAAAUUUUCCCUAUUAAACUUAAUUAAAUGGUCUUAAUAUGUAAAAACCAAACAAAAAGUACAUGUAUCGUAGGAAUGGUAUACCAGAAAAUCUUUACAGUUUUAAAACCUUGACUUUUCCAAACUGCGGUAACCUUGAAGGCGGUUUUCAUCCCAUGCCUGCUGAUGAUACAUUGAGCUCUUAUGAAAUGAAACAUUUGGUCUGUGUUAGAAGCUGAAUAUUGAAAGCAAUGUUAUUACACUGUAAAAUAUUCUGCCUCUUAUUUUUUUAGUUGAAGCAAAG